CGGCAGUGAACGACCUGCAGGGGUCGGGGUCAACGGGCUCCAACCGGCUCCAACAUGGCGUGGAGGAGCUGCUCCGUCCUGCUCAGACUGACCGGAGUAGACGCUUUACGGAGCUCCGUGAAGGGCGGCAGCAGGUGGCCUCACAGCUUCCAGCAGAGAUGUGGCUUCAGAAAAGCCACCAAGAAACCAGAAUCCAAGAAGGUGGAGGAGGAAGUGGGACAGCCCCUCACAGAAUCCUCUGAGGGUGUGGUCCACCGCCGGACCUCAACCCCCCACUGGGACCAGCAGGCUCCACCCAGCCCCCCCCGGGCCUUCAGUCGGCUCCUCAAGCCGCUGGUCUUCACUGUGGGGUUUACAGGCUGCUCCUUCGGCUCAGCGGCCAUCUGGCAGUAUGAGUCUGUCAAGUUCCGAGUCCAGAACCUCUUCACAGAGAUCAGAGCUGAUUGGAUGGAGAGGCUGCAACCUCAGAAAAAAGGAGACAUUCGCAAAGAGAUUAACCAAUGGUGGAACGGCUUGAGCGAGGGUCAGAGAACGGUCACAGGGAUCAUUGCUGCUAACGCCAUAGUGCUCUGCUGUUGGAGAGUACCGUCUCUGCAGCGCUCCAUGAUCAAAUACUUCACCUCCAACCCCGCCUCCAAGACUCUGUGCUCCCCGAUGCUUCUCUCCACAUUCAGUCACUUCUCUUUCUUCCACAUGGCCGCCAACAUGUACGUCCUCUGGAGCUUCUCCACCAGCGCCGUCUCCAUGCUGGGCAAAGAGCAGUUCCUGGCUGUUUACCUGUCUGCAGGUGUUAUUUCUACAUUUGUCAGUUAUGUGAGUAAGAUGGCCACAGGGAGGUUCGGCCCGUCUCUGGGAGCGUCGGGAGCCAUCAUGACCAUCUUGGCUGCCGUUUGUACCAAAAUGCCAGAAGCCAAACUGGCCAUCAUCUUCCUCCCCAUGUUCACCUUCACCGCUGCCAACGCUUUGAAGGCCAUCGUUGCCAUGGAUACAGCAGGCCUGGUGCUGGGGUGGAAGUUUUUCGACCACGCCGCUCAUUUAGGCGGAGCCAUAUUUGGAAUCUGGUACAUCCUGUUCGGUCAUGAGUUGAUCUGGAAGAAUCGAGAGCCCUUUGUCAAAAUCUGGCACAACCUGAGAACGCGAGGACCGGGAGGAGGAGGAGGAGGAGGAGGAGGCUCCAUAUGAGACGCUGAAAUGCUGGGACUGAUGGCGGGAAAACAAUUAAAAAAAAAAAAGAUAUGUAAAGUAUAAAAUGUACAGAUGUGCAGAGAAGAGAAAGAAGCUGCAGCAAA
Molecule: messenger RNA, 1289 nt
Organism: Toxotes jaculatrix (banded archerfish)
Lineage: Eukaryota; Metazoa; Chordata; Actinopteri; Toxotidae
Gene: parlb
Product: presenilins-associated rhomboid-like protein, mitochondrial
Exons: 10
Coding region: 55-1182 (375 amino acids)
Cellular component (GO): membrane
Molecular function (GO): serine-type endopeptidase activity
Source: RefSeq, a predicted model, not a curated record